CUGCUUCCGGCGCCGCUUACAGCCUCCCCGACAACCACUUCGGCAUACAGCCACCAGACGCUGUCUAACAACUUUGAUCACGCCCCGUCUCACUCCCAGAGUCUCAGUCACGAUAAUGUGCCUGUCCAGCCAGGUGCAACGCUCCAGGCUUCGCAGACGUCUCCUCCAGCAGCGGUCGCUGGCGCAUCCAAGGCAGCGCAGGUAGCUACGCCCACUUCGCAGUCCAACCAUCGUGGGAAUAAUCUGUAUGCCUGCCGAGAUUGCGGCCGGUCCUACUCCAGGCCCGAGCAUCUUGUCCGCCAUGUGCAGACGCACACGCUGGGUCGGCGGUUUGUCUGCGACAUUUGCCAAAAGUCGUUUGCGCGCAAGGACCUGCUGCGGCGACAUGUUGCGAACCAUGACAACGACUCGCCCAAAAAGCGCCGGCGCACGACGACAUCGCCAGGUGCCGGGCGAGUAUCGCAUGCGUGUCGGUCCUGUGCUGUUGCGAGAGUCAAGUGUGACGACACCAAGCCGUGCAAGCGCUGUGUUAGUAGAAACCUCAAUUGCGUCUCCACCGAGACUCCUUCGACGGCCGCCAUGCACCUCAUGCACUUGUCAGCCAAUGCGCACUCUGGUGCCCCCAGCCCAAAUAACAGUGGAAAUCUGAAUAAUGAUGGUGAUAAGUCGGUCGCGGCCACCCACUCUUCCCAUUCGGCGACGUCGACCAGGGAUUCUAAUUCCCCGGCGCCCUUUACAACCAGUUCCCACCAACCCCGCUCCGUCACUCUGCCUGCGCCUCACUCGAUUGUGCUUGAUGCAGCCCAAGACCGCAGCAAUGUGAAUCUACCUCAUUCACUUGCAAAACUGCCCUUCCAAGAGCCAAGGAGCUCCGAGUUCUUGCUGCCGCCAAUUGAGCUUGAGCCCUCCGCCAGUGCAAUGGACCCCAAUCGCCUCCCUUAUGCUGAUUUUUUGCGCGAUAUUCUUCUCGAUGGCUCAGCAGACUCCGGCCGUGGAUCCCAUAUCCAGGGCCUCACCGUGCUUGAUUUUUGUGAUCAUGAGAAUUUAGAGCUCACCGUCGAGGAUUUGGCAAACUUAGAAGAUGCCCUACAUAGUCGCCAAGCCCUUGCGAGAGCAUGGGGGAACCCACCCAGGACCUGGGAAUCGGGCAGCCAGGACAGCACAUAUGGUCGCGAAGAGUCGUUCGAGCGAACUGUUCCAGAAACUCUCGUGCAAUCUGGUCGGGACCGGGUUCUUGCGAUCCUGCUCAAUGCAAGCCGCCAAAAUCCAAGCCUGAAUCGGAUUGUGGGAUCUUUUCCUUCUCUUGAGGUCAUGGACUUCCUGGUUCAGCAGUUCUUGGCCUCGAUGGCACGCCAGCCAUACGAUUGGAUCCAUUUCCCAACUCUGAGGCCCGCAUCCCAAUUGCCGGAGUGGAUAGCUAUCGCAGCAGCAGCAGGGGCCGUAUCCUCGCCCAUCCUAUGCCUCCGGAAAUUCGGCUUUGUUCUUCAAGAAGCAGUUCGAACCUCAAUUACGACUCAGCUGGAAGAAAAUAACCUGGCAAUCCAGGAUAUGGCCCUUCUUCAAUCAUUGAUCAUGGUGCAGGACGUUGGUCUCUGGAGUGGGAACAGACGCAAAAUGGACAUUGCAGAGUGCUAUCUGGCGACCCCUGUUCAGAUGAUGCGACACCGGCGAAAAUUCCAGGGCUCUCAUUACCCCUCAAUGUUGGCCGACGCCGCAGACGAAGGUGCUGUGCUCGAAGAUAAAUGGCGAAGAUGGGUCGACAGAGAGAAAUGGAAACGAUUGGUAUUCCAUUGCUUCGUCAGGGAUGCACAGUGUUCCAUGGCGACGCUCACAAACCCGACAAUAUCCUAUGCUGAACUCACAUUGCCUCUACCCGAAUCUGGAGAACUCUGGGCUGCGACUACAGCGCUGGAGUGGAAGACGGCCUGCCUUCAAAGUUAUACUGAUCGGAAUGUCAAGGCGCCAACCGUCGGUGACGUUAUCCAAGACUGCCAGCUCCUGCGUUCGGCAUAUCGGCAACUGGACGUGCCCUUUUCACUGUCGAUAUUCAUGCACGCUUUCUGGGCGCUUAUCCUUGAACAUCGUCAGUUGAGCGCAAUCCAUCGGUCCAGGUCCAAUUUGGGCGGUAGCUCAAUGAGCGGAAACCAAAACUUGCUGCUGAGCUCUAGACACCAAGAACUGGUGAAGGACCUACAGACCUUCCAGAUGGUAUCUGCAGAGUGGCUUGAGAUGACCUGCCAAGAUCACAUGGUGCUCAAUCUGUUGUUGAUGAACCUCCAUGCUUCUCUAGAUGACAUUCAGCUGUUCACAGGAAAGGAUGGCGAGGAGGAGGCGCGACGUAUCUACCCAGUUCUUCAGCAAUGGAGCACAACCUCGGAGGCCCGGUCUAGCAUUUGGUAUGCUGGUCAAGUCAUUCGAUAUGCGAGGCUGUUUGCUCCAGGACAGCUCAAAGACUUUUAUGCCGUGGCAGUCCAACACGCGGCAGUUGUACUGUGGGCAUAUGGGGUGAUGACGAGAGCGGGUCGAAGACAGCGAUCACUCUCACCCCAUCAUUCUCAAGAGCUACUCUCCCUGGAUGAUGGGGACAGCGUGGCCAUUCAAAAUUUCAUUGGUAUUGGUAGUGGGCGGCCGGUGAUUCGCAACCUCCAGGGGAGUGUUGUUGUGUCAGAGUCGCUCGUCGACGAACCAUGGGGAUGCAUGAGCAUCGUUCAAGAGGUGUUGCGGUCCAAUUUCAAGUAUAAUGAAGCGAUACCCACAGUGGUAGAGAAUCUCUGUCAUUUGCUAAAGCAGGUGGGAGAUGCAUCCUGGGUAGGAGGACAGUCUAUCUAA
Molecule: messenger RNA, 2829 nt
Organism: Clonostachys rhizophaga
Lineage: Eukaryota; Fungi; Ascomycota; Sordariomycetes; Hypocreales; Bionectriaceae
Source: the annotation of a GenBank genome assembly